AUGGCUAGCGGAGCGAGUAUCUCUGCGGAAGAAACAAAUCUAGAGCAGGACGUGUUCAGUACACCGAAAGAAGAGGAAAAGGAAAGGAAGGGCCUUGCAUGGGGAGAAUGGUCGCACUGCACGAGGAGUUGCGAUGGUGGCAUCUCCAGACAACAAAGGCGUUGUCGAAAAAAACCAUGCAAAGGAAAACCAUGGAGCAUGAAAUACAAGCUUUGUAAUACACAGCCCUGUGAAAAUCCAAGCAAUUAUCGUGCAGAACAGUGUACAACUUUUGACAAUGUGCCAUACGGUAGUCGCCUCUUGAAAUGGUUUCCCUAUUACGAUUCUACGAGACCGUGUUCCUUGAUCUGUCGUGGAGAACAAUCGCUGGACGACAUUUCCGAUAGUAGAAAUCAGAAGUUACUGCAAGGAAGAGUCCUCACAAAUGAGGACGAAUAUAUAACAAGUAUCGACUCUGAAGAAAUUAUAAUUGUACAGCUUGCUGAAAAAGUGAAGGAUGGUACGAGAUGUCGGCCUGAAAGUCUCGACGUCUGCAUUGGUGGAGAGUGCUUGAAAGUGGGAUGUGAUCUUAAAAUAGGAAGCAACAAAAAGACUGACGCGUGUGGUGUUUGUGGUGGGAAUGGCUCAAGCUGUCACGGAAGAUACAGUUGGGUCCUUGAACCGGCUUCGGCCUGUACUGAACUUUGCGGCGGAGGGUAUAAAAUAGCCACAGCAAUAUGCAAAACAGUAGGUCCUGAUGAGACUGUGACUGAUGACUCAAACUGUGAUCAAAACAUUAAACCAGAGAAAGUCUUGGUUCCUUGCAAUACUCAUUCAUGCACAACAAAAUGGAUAGCUAAUGAGUGGAGUAAAUGCAGUGCCACUUGCGGAGGAGGAUCCAGAACGAGAUCUGUCUUUUGCACUGAAGAAAAUGGCAACGAAACUACAAAGCUUCCGGAUUACAAAUGCAGUGCGACACAUAAACCGAGAUACCAAGAGACAUGCAAUGCAUUUUCAUGUCCUAUGUGGGAAACAGGACAAUGGAGCGACUGCUCAGUAUCCUGUGGUACGGGAAUGAGGACGAGAUUAGUCGAAUGUCGGGAUGGGAAUGGAAGGUUUUCAGAAGAUUGUGAUUCUGAAGAAAGACCGCGUGGCGAACAAGAAUGCAAAGCUAGCCGCCUUUGUUCAAGUUAUGAUCAUGAUUUGAACCAACCCUUAAUGCAAGCGUACCCUCCAGCACCAAUUUCAGAGAAAUUGAUUGAUCAGCCAAUCCCUUCUGAAUCAACAUUCAUUGCAGAACAAUGGUCACCAUGUUCCGUGACUUGCGGCGAGGGGAUUCGCCAUAGGGAAGUCCACUGUAAAAUAUUUCUCGAAUUCAGCAAGACAAUUGCCAAAUUACCAGAUCGACAAUGUUCUGGUCCCAAGCCAAUUGACACUGAAAAGUGUAUGAUGGAACCUUGUGGUCUGUUGGAGAACAGUUUGUCCUAUAGGAUUGAUACUGUUGGAGACAGUGGUUAUGCUGAGUCCAGCCUCACCGAUUCUUAUCGAUCCUCCGGUGGCAGUUCCGGACCCGGAAGUUAUGAGGGUAACAUGAAAGUGGCAUCCGGAAGUUCUAUUCUUACCACAUAUUCAUGGCAUGAAGACGGAUUUACUCACUGCAGUGCCACCUGCUUGGGAGGUGUCCAGACUUCAAUUAUACAUUGCAGACGUGAUGAUACAAACAAGGUUGUAACCCCUCUUCUUUGCAGUCCAGAAAUGAAACCUAAAUCGAGGUCAAAGGCUUGUAAUGAUCAUCCCUGUCCUCCCAAGUGGAAUACCACUGAUUUCUCACCAUGUAUGAGUCCUUGUGGCCUUGGGAUACAAACCCGAGACGUCACUUGCAUACAUGAAGUGACACGUGGAACGGGGAAUACUGUGGCUGUACCAAGUCAUAUGUGCCCACAACCACCACCAGUAGACAGAAGAUAUUGCAAUGUGUUUGACUGCCCUGUCAAGUGGCACCUUGGCGAAUGGGGAAAGUGUUCCAAGACUUGCGGAGGUGGUACAAAAACUCGGAAAGUAGCUUGUGAGCAGAUAAGAGCCCAAGGGCGAAAACAGGAGCGGCCAGAAAAUGAAUGUCCUUCCCAUAAACCAACAUCAGAAAAGCCAUGUAAUACUAGAGCUUGCAGCGACAUGGACAUGAGCGAGCAGCCAAUUAUUCUUAGUCAGAACAUUACAUUCAGCCAGGAUGAUCCAAGUGAUAAAGUGGAUCUCAAAAUCGGAGGGACGGCUGUGGUUUUUCAAGGGACGCCUGUGGUCAAGAUUCGCUGCCCCGUUAAAAAGUUUGACAAAAAGCAGAUUAUAUGGACGAAAGACCGUUCCGAAUUACGAAGAUCCCGAAAGCACAAAAUUAGUCAAAAAGGAGCUUUAAGAAUCAUAGAUAUCACGUAUACAGACAAAGGAAUAUAUUCUUGUAUUGCUGGGCAUACUCAGGCAGAAAUGCAUCUGCUCGUAAAAGUAAGACCCAGGGAUCAAAUGAGCAGCGAAGAGGUUCUUCGAUCUGGUAACGCGAUCCAUACUCGUCAAGGGGUGAAUUUAAUUUCUUCCCCUAUCAACUCGGGCGAAAAUGUCAAUUCUGAUGGUGCAGGUUCAGAAACACAAUUUAGAUACGGAAGUGAUGAUCUUAGUCAUGAGGCUCGUCCUGAUGGACAGGGAUUAAAGCCUACAGAAAAAACGCGCAAAAAACCCAAAAGACCAAAAACCACCACGCCACCUAUUCACUUGACAAAACCGGAUCCAGGAUAUGCAGUAACUGCCAUUCAUCAGUUCGAUUCAAUAGAGUCGAACGCUGCAUCCAGCGCCUCGACGCUAGUGCCUCCUCUUAGCCAACUAAUUUCUACUCUAAAGACAUAUUGGCCAUUUAAGGACACCCCAAAAUCGAACACUAAUCAAAGACCUCUGCUUCUGGAAGAUAUAAAUUUCGAAACCAAACUAACCACCCGAGCAAUAUCGAAACUGAAUAAGGAUUUCCGGUAUGACAACCUACAUAAAGAUAAUAGACUUCUACAAAGAAAUACUGUGAUUCCUGAUGAACCUUUCGAACCAGAUGAAGAAAAAAUUUUCAUUGACGAUGACCCUUUCGAUAUGGGUGAAGUUUUGACCACCAUAGAUCACAGAGACUCCAUGAGAAUCAUACCAGAAUUAGCUUUCGAAAAUCAUUUUUCCACUCCUCUAACUGUUUCAAUGAUUAAUCAUGUUGAUCGCUCACCAAGACACAACAAGCAUGAUGAAAGGAUCCAGAACAACUUAAGAAACCAACGUGGAACGAUUUUGGCAAAGGAAAAAAAGGAUUCAGUACUUCGGUCCAGAGAAGAUAAUUUGAAAGAGACUGCUACAGUUGAAGCCUACCAUGAAACUAGAACAAAGACCAGAAACUGGAGUGAUAGAAAGUUCGAGGAUUUUAUUACAACUUUUGCUCCCGGGGAUGAUGAAAGAGUAAAAACUCAAGAGGGUAUUCAAGAAAGUGUUCAAGUAAGCCUUCAGGCAGGACAUGAUCAAAUGAAAACUGCUUCAAGUACUCCUUCUGAAGAAUCCUUGACUGAAGAAAACACGAUACAAACUGAAAAUAUUAGUGAAAAGAGUAACGAAUUUUAUGAGACAGAACUAGAAGUUGAAAAACAUUUUCAUGGUGAAAAGACCUUAAAUGAUAGUUCAUUUUUCGUAAAAAACGAUACCGAGUCAAGUGAUGAGUUAGAAAACAAUAAAGAAAAUUUAAAGGAAGAAAAAGAGUUAGAACUUCUUAGAAGAUCAGGAAGUAAAGAAGAGAAGAAUAAUAAUAUUUCAACAUCUUUUAAGGAUCUUGAGAGGGCUUCCAAAAGUUAUGAAAAUUUGGUUACUUUAUCAACUUCUUUAAAAAAAGAUCCUGCAAAUCAACCAACGAUUGGGCCUGUCGUCGUUUUUAGCAAAGCUAAGGACGACUUAAUAUUUGAGUGGGUCACGACCGAAUGGUCGAGGUGUUCACAAACUUGUGGAGGUGGCGGAUUUCAGAUGCGCGGAGCUCAAUGUACAGUGCGUUCCGUAAAAGCAGCGGCCAAUUCAACUAGAAGUCUUCAACGAACCGUGAUUGGUGCAAAUCUUUGCGAGGACGCAGGAUAUCCGGUUCCUGAAAAGGUCAAACCUUGUGGGACGGGAAGGUGUCCUCAGUGGCAUGCUGACGAAUGGACACCUUGUGAAAGUUCCAGAUGUUUCAAUUGGAGAACAGCUAUGCAAAGGAGAGAUAUUACUUGUCACGUGAUUGAAGAAAUGGAGGAUGGAACUGAAAAUGUGACCAUCGCUGAUUCUAGUAAAUGUGAUGAGGGGGUGAAACCACCCCAACGACAAGAAUGUUACAACGAUGCUUGUAAAGGUGUUUGGAGGGUCGGUGAAUGGUCAGAGUGUACUGCACCAUGCGAGGAAGAUGGAAUUAAAUACAGAAUUCUACAGUGUGUAUGGUUCGGAACAAAGAAACCAGCAGGGAAUGCCUGCAGAGAUCUUUCUCGACCACCCGUUAUGAAAACAUGUAGAGGUCUACCAUGCCCUCGAUCUCCAGAAGACUGUAAGGAUCUAUCUCAACUCUGUAAGAGAGUGAAGAUAAUGAACAUGUGUCAAGUGCCACUAUAUAAGAAGCAAUGCUGCUUGUCCUGCAGCAAAAGCGACAAAAAAGUUUAG
Messenger RNA from Belonocnema kinseyi, 4665 nucleotides. RefSeq names its product protein madd-4 (gene nolo). Gene Ontology annotation, molecular function: metalloendopeptidase activity. Lineage: Eukaryota; Metazoa; Arthropoda; Insecta; Hymenoptera; Cynipidae. Gene Ontology annotation, cellular component: extracellular matrix. Gene Ontology annotation, biological process: extracellular matrix organization. The transcript has 25 exons. Bases 1 to 4665 code for a protein of 1554 amino acids. The record is from RefSeq and is a predicted model, not a curated record.